Molecule: messenger RNA, 726 nt
Organism: Nothoprocta perdicaria
Lineage: Eukaryota; Metazoa; Chordata; Aves; Tinamiformes; Tinamidae
Product: interleukin-36 receptor antagonist protein-like
Exons: 4
Coding region: 1-726 (241 amino acids)
Biological process (GO): inflammatory response to antigenic stimulus; positive regulation of gene expression; cellular response to lipopolysaccharide
Molecular function (GO): interleukin-1 receptor binding; cytokine activity
Source: RefSeq, a predicted model, not a curated record
AUGGGCGCAGGGUGCCCGGUCCGCACCCCGGUGCCCGUGCCCCCCGAGGCUGCCGGCACGGGAUGGAGGGACGCCGGGCGCUGGGGACGGUGGCAGCCCCGCCGGCCGGCGCUGGGCAUCACGGUGGCCGCCGGCCACCCCGAGGUGUCCGUGGUGGACCCCGACAUGGAGGCGCUCUUCGACGAGUUCCUGGGCAAAGAAGGCUUUGGGGUCACGGCCCCCGAGGUGGGCACGGCGGGACGGCAGCCGCGGCAGCCCUACCACUACCGUGUGCGCGACACGGACCAGAAGGUGCUGUGCCUGGAGCAGGGGCGCCUGGUGGCCACCAGCCUGCAGGGCGCCAACGCCGCCCGGGAAGAGCUCAUCAGCGUGGUCCCCAACCGGCACCUGGAGCGGAGCCGCUAUCCCCUCAUCGUGGGUAUCCGUGGGGGCAGCCGGGCGCUCUCCUGCGGCACCGGUCCCCAGCCCCAGCUGCAGAUAGAGGACGUGCCGCUGCUCGAGCUGUUCUCGUGGGCGGCGGGCGCCGAGCGCUUCACCUUCUACAAGAGCUACAGCGGCUCCACGCACUCCUUCGAGGCGGCCGCCUUCCCGGGGCACUUCCUGAGCACGGCGCCGCGGGCCGGCGAGGCGCUGGCGCUCACGGCGCGGCCCGGCCACGCCGGCGCCAUCACCACCUUCUACCUGGAGCGCGAGCAGGCGCCGAGCCCCGUCCCCGCUCUGCAAUAA